GAAGCUGCACCAACACCAAGUCAGUUACUCCUAUAGUAGAAGAAUAAAUAAUUGUCUGUUUGUUUCUCGAGAAACUCAAACUCAAUGGUAUUUUUGUUGGGUAAAACCCAUGCUGAUGUUAGGUGAAAGUAACUUGCUUCGCCUUUCAUGUGAUUGCUGAUGCAAAGUAGUUGGCAAGCAAUAAAAACACAACUAGAGGAGGAGACUGAUUCAAAUUGUUCUUUAUUUGGGUUCUCUUCUUCAUCUUUGAGUUCAACAAAUUGUUGAUCAAGAAGAGAGUUAUGGAGGCACCAUUAGGUCAGAAAUCUCUUGAAAGAAUAGUAUCACAGAAAGCUUUGCAAAUGGGGAAUUCAUUUCCAUGUCAAAUUUGUGUAGUGGGUUUUCUGUGUGGUGUUUGUCUCACUUCUUUGUUCUUGGCUGCUCUUACUUCACUUGGGAGUUUUGUUCUUGGCGGGGUUUCAUUUUCUGCUGUUUCUAUGAGAAAUUCAUCACCUUGGAAUUCAAGUUCUGAGUUGCUCAAUGUUGUUACAAGUACAGACUGUAAAUUUAGAUUAGUGAAAACGGAAAGGUGGGACAAUUCACGAAGAAGAGACGAUGAGAAAGUUACAUUACUGCGUUCAGCUUGGAGUUCUUUAUUAUCUGAAUCAGUAGGUGAAGAAAAUGAAAUCCUUCGGAAUCUCAGACUGAGCAAGUCGACUAUACCUAAAGCUCCUCAUUUGGAGAACUGUAAAUUGAGUGCACAAAUAAGCAAACGUCUUGAUAAGCAGGCGGAAAAUGAGAGCUUCCCUCCUUGGACUACUUGGAUAGGAUUACUAGACUGGCACCCAGCAUCCGCAGCCAGUGAACAACUUAAAUACUACAGGCAUCGAUCCAUGUCAGAAGGUGCUUAUCCUCCCUGGAUUACUGGAUCAGAUGAAGAAAAUUACCCUCUUACAAGGAAAGUGCAGCGUGACAUAUGGGUGCAUCAGCAUCCACCGGACUGCAUGGAUCCUAAAGUAAAAUUUCUUGUAACUGACUGGGAAAAGUUGCCUGGCUUUGGCAUCGGAGCACAGCUCGCUGGAAUGUGUGGACUUCUCGCUAUUGCAAUCAAGGAGAAAAGAGUCCUUGUCACCAGAUACUAUAACCGAGCUGACCAUGAUGGCUGUAAGGGCGCAUCUCGCUCUAGUUGGUCCUGCUACUUCUUUCCAGAGACAUCUCAAGAAUGCCGAGAUCAUGCCUUUGAGCUCAUGAACAAUAAAGAAGCUCGAGAAAACGGAAGCAUAACUACAAAAGACAACUAUACCUCAAAGGAAAUAUGGGCUGGACGAAUUCCAAGAAUAUGGGGUGAUCCUUGGAGUUACUUGCAACCAACAACAGAGAUAAAUGGGAGUUUGAUUGCCUCUCAUCGGAAGAUGGAUCUAAGAUGGUGGAGAGCACAGGCAUUACGUUACUUGAUGAGAUUUCAAACGGAGUAUACAUGCCACUUGAUGAAUGUUGCCCGUAAUGCUGCAUUCGGAGAGGAAGCUGCAGAGAAGGUUCUUACAAGUCUUGAAGAUAAAUGGCCAGAGGAAAUGACUGACAAGCCAGUGUUCGAUAUUCAACAAUUCGUUUGGUCGAACCACAAACCAUGGAUUCCUAGGCCAAUGCUAAGCAUGCAUGUAAGAAUGGGGGACAAGGCCUGUGAAAUGAAGGUGGUUGAAUUUGAAGAAUACAUGCACCUUGCUGAUCGAAUAAGGCAGCAGUUUCCGCACCUCAACAGCAUUUGGUUAUCGACGGAAAUGCAGGAGGUUAUUGAUAAAUCAAAACUGUACACAUCUUGGAACUUCUACCACAGCAAUGUAACACGCCAGGUUGGAAACUUGACAAUGGCCUCGUAUGAAGCCAGUUUGGGCAGGCAAACUAGCACAAAUUACCCUCUUGUUAAUUUCUUAAUGGCAAUUGAAUCCGACUUCUUCGUCGGAGCAUUGGGUUCAACGUGGUGUUUUCUGAUAGAUGGCAUGAGGAAUACCGGAGGGAAAGUAAUGGCUGGUUACUUGAGCGUUAAUAGAGAUAGAUUUUGGUAGAAUUCUGACUUGUAAAAAGUCGCAUGUAAAUUUGAUAGACAUGGUUAAUAGUUGUCCAUAAAUAAGAGUCCAAUUUUGUAUUCUAAUUCCUCUAAUGUACAUUCUCUCCAUGUACACCGAGGCAAGGCAAGUUAUAAAAUAAGCACAUAUAUCUUUUACAGUAAA
Molecule: messenger RNA, 2207 nt
Organism: Mercurialis annua (annual mercury)
Lineage: Eukaryota; Viridiplantae; Streptophyta; Magnoliopsida; Malpighiales; Euphorbiaceae
Exons: 9
Coding region: 282-2042 (586 amino acids)
Biological process (GO): protein N-linked glycosylation
Molecular function (GO): alpha-(1->6)-fucosyltransferase activity
Source: RefSeq, a predicted model, not a curated record